Messenger RNA from Myodes glareolus (Bank vole), 500 nucleotides. The record is from RefSeq and is a predicted model, not a curated record. Lineage: Eukaryota; Metazoa; Chordata; Mammalia; Rodentia; Cricetidae.
AUGGCGGGGACGCUGGUGCGCAGAGCGGCCGACUAUGUCCGGAGCAAGGACUUCCAGGACUACCUCAUGAGUGUGCACUUCUGGGGCCCAGUUGCCAACUGGGGUCUCCCCAUUGCUGCUAUCAAUGACAUGAAGAAAUCUCUGGAGAUCAUCAGUGGGCAGAUGACCUUCGCCCUCUGUUGCUAUUCUUUGACACUCCUGAGAUUUGCCUACAAGGUACAGCCUCGUAACUGGCUUCAAUUUGCAUGACUUACAAACAAAGUAGCCCAGUUCAUUCAGGGAGGACGGCUCACCAACUAUGAGAUGAGGAAGAAGGCAUCUGCACAGCAGUACAGGGAUCUGCUCUGGAAUGGGACAGAGCCCCAGCCACGGCUGCCACGCCACAGAUCACAUAGGCAUCAAUGGUCUUGCUGAGGGAAAAACACCGAAUGCUGUCUUAAUUACCAUGCCAACAUUCUAGAAAAGCCAAGAGUCCCUAAACCAACUCUCUGCUGCCUUGC